Messenger RNA from Quercus lobata, 739 nucleotides. Its product is annotated as transmembrane protein, putative (DUF3464). The record is from RefSeq and is a predicted model, not a curated record. The transcript has a single exon. The coding region runs from base 47 to 577 and encodes 176 amino acids. Lineage: Eukaryota; Viridiplantae; Streptophyta; Magnoliopsida; Fagales; Fagaceae.
UACAAACAUAUUGUGUAAUGGAAAAUAUUCAUAGCAUAAAGAAGCCAUGAAAACCCUCAUCUUUACAUCACAAACCCCACUCUACCUUUCAAAUCUUCCUCCAUGGAAGCCCAAAAGCCCAGCAACCCUCAACCCCACAACCUUGCAAAAACUAAACCAUUCCACAAUCACAACUCGACCACAUGCCAAAGGCUUUACUGGUAAUGCACCGGUCACCACAAAAGAGACUAUUAAAGAGUCCAAAAAAAACAAUAACAAUAAUGAUGAAGAAGAACUUCCAGAAGUCGUGGUUUACAGAAUUAUAGGGAGAAUUUUGGCCUUUGUGGGGUUGCCAAUGGCGUUGGGUUUGGCAUUGUUGAAAGUUUUUGGGUCGAUGAAGGAGCAAAAUUUGUGGGAUGUGCCACGAUGGAUGCCUUUCAUGACAACAUUGAUAACUUUCGGGGCUUCAACUAUGGGAAUUGCAUAUGGGUCACUGUCUUCAAGUUGGGAUCCAGAGAAGAAAGGAUCGAUUCUUGGGUUUGAACAAGCUCAAAAGAAUUGGGUUGAGGUGUGGAAGGAGGACGAUGAGAGCCAAUAAUGGUGAGCAUGAUGGGUCCCUUACACCUUAUCAAAAUUACAGAUUUCAUUGGAGGCCUCUCUUUUCUUUUCUUUUCUUUUCUUUUUUUAUUUUAUUUUAUUAUUUUAGGCUGCUGUAUGAAAUAUACCUUGAAGUAAUGCUAUAUUUAUAAAAUGUUAAAGU